AUGGCGUCCGUCAUGCGACGCGCCUGGACGGCCGCUGCUCAGCCCUUGGCAUCGACUCGAAGGUGUAUAUCGAGCUCGUCUGCAAGGCUAGGGCUGGCCAAGAACCAAGUCUUUGAUCCCAUCAGUUCCCCAGCCUCCUUCAACUCCAUCCUCGCCCUCUCCACCUCCCGCCAAGCUCCUCUCCUCACCCUCUGGACAACCUCCUGGUGUCCCUCCUGCCGCUCCAUCGAGCCGCUCCUCCGCAGCCUCAUCACCUCCGGCGUCGGCGAGCCCCAAGGCGGCGUGCUCUUUGCGCCCGUAAAGUUCGAUGCUCCAGAGAUGAUGUCAGCGUCUGUCCCGGGGCCACCGCUGGCUUCCUUGUACACAAUCACCUCGGUGCCGACGCUGCUGAGCUUCGCGGCUGGCGAGGCGCGGGUCGGCACCAGGGUCAUGGAUGCGAGGAAGCUAGCGGACAGGCAGUUUCUCGUCGAUUGGAUAUGCAACGAGGCGAGACGAGACGGGAACGCGGCCGGAGGAGGAUCUGCUUCAUUUGGCGGUUUGUUCAACAGCCGGUGAAAUGGGGAAAGGAGACAACCAAGGUGUAAGAUACAAGAAGCCGCAAGGCAUUCCGGUCCAUGUACGAUACGAUGCGCACGAAGAAACGAUUCCGGGACAACAAAAUUGUACGGCGGUAUAAGAUAUAGAACAUAGACAUUGUCUGGUAAAAGGGCAAGCUUAUCUCUAUUAAUACAUCAAAUAGAAGAG
Trichoderma virens Gv29-8 is the source of this 744-nucleotide messenger RNA. RefSeq lists its product as uncharacterized. Lineage: Eukaryota; Fungi; Ascomycota; Sordariomycetes; Hypocreales; Hypocreaceae. The coding region runs from base 1 to 555 and encodes 184 amino acids. The transcript is spliced from 2 exons. The record is from RefSeq and is a predicted model, not a curated record.